AGCGGCGGGGGAGGGGGCAGCGCCUCCGCCUCUUCCCGGGGAGGACUGGCGGGAAGCGGCCAUCCCGCCCACCCGCCUGGCGGGACGCUUAAAGUGCGCUGGAGCAGCCGGGAACCCCUUUAGAUCCCGCUCGGCACCGCCAUGUCUACCCCCGCCAAGCGGCACUGCCAGAGCCCCGCCGGCUCCCUCGAAUCCAGCUUCCAGAAGCGCCUCAGGAAGAUUUCCAUCGAGGGGAAUAUCGCUGCGGGGAAGUCAACGUUUGUCAGGCUGCUGGAGAAACACAGCGAUGAGUGGGAGAUCAUCCCCGAGCCCAUCGCUAAGUGGUGCAACAUCCAGACAGCCGAGGAUGAGUAUAAGGAACUUUCAACAUCUCAGAAGAGCGGAGGAAACUUACUUCAAAUGCUGUAUGACAAACCCUCAAGAUGGGCUUACACAUUUCAGACUUAUGCCUGCUUGAGCCGAGUAAAAGCCCAAUUAAAACCUCUCUCAGCCAAGCUGUACGAAGCAGAACAUCCAGUGCAAUUUUUUGAAAGAUCUGUGUACAGUGACAGAUAUGUGUUUGCUUCCAACCUGUUCGAGUCUGGAAGUAUUAAUGAAACAGAGUGGUCUAUUUAUCAGGACUGGCACACCUGGCUUUUGAAUCAGUUUCAAUCAGAUAUAGAACUGGACGGCAUGAUCUAUCUCAGAACCACACCUCAGAAAUGCAUGGAAAGGCUACAGAUGAGGGGCAGAAAAGAGGAGCAAGGAAUCGAGCUUGAGUAUUUGGAAAACCUCCACUAUAAACAUGAAACCUGGCUUCAUGAAAGGACUAUGAGAGUUGAUUUUGAGAACAUUAAGGAGAUUCCUAUUCUAGUUUUGGAUGUUAAUGAAGAUUUUAAGAACGAUAAGAUUAAACAAGAGUACCUGAUUGAUAAAGUCAAGUCAUUUCUGACCUCUUUAGAAGAUGAAAAUUAAUCCUAAUAAGAAGUCCAUGAAGUUCACUCAACAAUCUGUGUGUUUAAAAAUUUACUUAAAACAAAUGCAUAACCUGUAUAGCUGAUUUUAAAGCAAGCCUGAAAUGUAAUAACAUGAUUUGGGAUUUAUUUUUAUCCUUAUCUGAGCUGUGUGUUUUGCUAGACCUUUUUGUAUAGCUGAAAAGAACAAUUAUGGGAUGUUUUGAUAUUGAUUUUUUUUCUUGUAUAUUCUCUGCUGUUUAAUAAAGAUUUUAAAGUGA
Messenger RNA from Melospiza melodia melodia, 1213 nucleotides. RefSeq names its product deoxycytidine kinase 2. The record is from RefSeq and is a predicted model, not a curated record. Gene Ontology annotation, biological process: nucleobase-containing compound metabolic process. The transcript is spliced from 7 exons. Gene Ontology annotation, cellular component: cytoplasm. The coding region runs from base 142 to 954 and encodes 270 amino acids. Lineage: Eukaryota; Metazoa; Chordata; Aves; Passeriformes; Passerellidae. Gene Ontology annotation, molecular function: deoxynucleoside kinase activity; ATP binding.